AUGGCGACAACUGUGGAGAAGAGGCUAGCCAAAACGGAGCUGAAAAGGCGCAAUAUUAUAGCAUCGAUUCAACGAAUUGAGGAUUUCUUGCACAACUUCGAACCGGAACGCGACGUGAACGAGCUACCCAUACGGAUUCACACUUUGGUCCUAAAAAUGGAGAGCUUCGAAGAGGUGCAAGCGGACUAUGAAGGUAUGGAUGAUUCUGAUGCGUUUAUUGCGGCUAAUUCACUGCUCAGGGCAAAAAUUGAAGAGCAAUAUUUCCGAACAAAGGGUGGAUUGGUCUCGAAAGUUCCUCCAACAACCUCUAAUUCCCCAUCGCAACACACAACACAAAUGGCGGUAAAUAUUCCUUCGGUAAAACUUCCCACAAUCUCUCUCCCAACUUUCGAUGGUGAUCUGAACGACUGGCUCACGUUCCACGAUUCCUUUAACUCCCUCAUACAUUCCUCCACUGAAAUUCCGAGCAUCCAAAAAUUCCAAUAUUUACGCUCGGCACUAAAAGGCGACGCAUUGGCUUUGGUAGAAUCGCUUACAAUAACUUCUGCCAAUUACGUGGUGGCUUGGGAAUCACUGCUGUCCAGGUAUUCCAACAAAUAUCUUCUAAAGAAAAAACACCUGCAGGCUAUAACAUCUUUUCCGAAGGUCAUCUGCAAAUCAACCUCAACACUACGAGCGGUGGUCGAAGAUUUCCAACGUCACGUAAAAAUCUUACAGUAG
Uranotaenia lowii is the source of this 720-nucleotide messenger RNA. RefSeq lists its product as uncharacterized. The record is from RefSeq and is a predicted model, not a curated record. The transcript has a single exon. Lineage: Eukaryota; Metazoa; Arthropoda; Insecta; Diptera; Culicidae. Bases 1 to 720 code for a protein of 239 amino acids.